This is a messenger RNA of Paramacrobiotus metropolitanus, 3464 nucleotides long. Its product is annotated as mucin-2-like. Lineage: Eukaryota; Metazoa; Tardigrada; Eutardigrada; Parachela; Macrobiotidae. The coding region runs from base 177 to 3131 and encodes 984 amino acids. The transcript is spliced from 8 exons. The record is from RefSeq and is a predicted model, not a curated record.
UAUAAGGUAGUGGUUAUCAGCUAAAUUUGACGCAACGAUGCGAUUGCAAAAUUAUUUUACCGUGUAGAACCAUGUAACUUGUUUGCAACAUUCCCUUUGAGAAAACCACAAUCACUGCGACACAUGUACUGGUCCGCAUCUGGAAGGCCCUUUCUUAUAACCGACUUGACAGAAGGAUGGAUUCGCCCAUGAAAAUUACUUCAAAGAGUCACAGUGAAUUACGGACAGUAAUAACGCUUUUACUGCUUGGGGCAACUUCAAUAAAGCGCUUUGGCGCACUUUGUGAGAAAAGUGAGCGGGCUGUUUGCCCUCUACCAACGCCAUGUUACAGGUGGGCAAAUUUGAACGGAGGCAGUUGUGAUUUUGGAACGGAAAUCCAGCUGGACAACACAGCCACAGGCAUUGACAUCUGCCCCAAUUGGUUCCGCGGCUAUAGAUACUUUCCGUAUCAAUUUGAUUUGGUGGAAAAUUAUCCGAAUUUUGAUGAGAAAAUUCUUGAUGUGAUAGCUUUAUCACGUUGCACCAGGCGACCUUUCGGUGCUGCGCCCGAAAGUCAAGAUGCCGUGGCCGUCCUGAAGAGCCCCAACAUCGGUGUGACAUCAUGUACUGUGUGGCGCGUGACAUUUUGGUAUCGAUUGUCCGAUUAUCCGGUUUUUGAUUCUGUUAAUCCACAAAACCAGUUUCAUCUCCAAGUAUUUGUUGAGGAUUAUGGGCACACAUUUCCCAUUGAGCUGAUCUGGGGCAGAGAAGAAGACUACGAUGGAGUUCUUCCUAACGUUUGGAAAUCUGUCGAAGCAGUCUUUCACCGUGACCAAAGCGAACCGUACGUAUUAUACUGGUUCGCGUACCACAAUGAUAACUGUGAAGUCAGUCUUAAAGAGAUCGCUGUGGACAGUAUCAGGAUCCAAUACGCCACAACGGCUACGCCCGCGUCCGGCAUCUGUCCAACAACCACCGAAGCUUCCCCUGAAACGACUCCACCAUCAACACCGACACCAGUCGUACCCGACACAACACCUCCCACAACUCCCUUCAUAACCACUGCAGAGCCGUCUCCGACCACCUCAGUAUCGUCAUCUCCGACAGAUAUUGCAGACACUGCCACAACGUCCGGCACAACCACAGUGUAUCCUGAACAACAUUCGAGCACCCCCUCCACUGACACCACAAUAUCCACAUCGACGCCACUCGUUGAAACCGACACCACUACAUCGGAGACAACGCCCAGUACUGCAACGGGCACUUCAGAUACUGGUUUAACAACAACAAGUACAACGACUGUCCCUGUCAAACCAGGCACGGAAGCACAUGAACCAAAUGAAACUACGUCUGUAUCAGAAGAAACCAUAUCCAUCCCAGAGGAAACCACACCUGGACCAGAGGAGACCACUCCUAUACCGGAAGACACAACACCCUCGCUAACGGAAAUCACUCAAGAGCCAAGCUCCACCACGCCCAAACCGACUGAAACUGUGCCUACACCAUCGGAGGAAACUACAUCGGAGGAAACUAUAUCUGAGUCAGAUGAAAGCACACCUACAUCGGCCAUUGAGUCAACUACGCCGAUGACAGCCGAUACGACCACAACGAAAGAAACCACGACAGAUGGUGUUAGUGGAACGAGUCUCGAUUCAACUGAAACCAGUGUGACCUUAGAUACAACGUUAGAGGAGACAACUUCCAACUCUACAGCCAUUUCAUACGAUUACUCUUCAUCGACGGAUUCUGCUGUUACCGCUUGCCCAAUUCAAAAUUCUCCCUGUGUGGAUUGGAUGCCGCUUGGUUCGAGUACCGUAAAUAAAUUAAACUGCGGUUUCGGGAUUCGGCAGCAGAGGCCUGACGAGCUGAAUAUCGUGAUGUGCCGCAGUUGGAACAGGACGAUUCCCUGGUUGAACUUCGUAUUUGAUAUUGUCACAUCGCCCACAGAGACUAAAAAUUUUGCUGUCUCACGGUGCUCCCGAAGAAGUGGCGUAUCUGUAGUAAGGCCAGAAGCCGUUGCAGCAAUUAUCACACCGCCUGUACAAGUCAGCGAAAGUGUGAUGUAUAACAUCAGCUUCCGCUACAUGCUUUCCGCACCGCCUGAUUUCGACAGCAAGUAUUUUUUCGACGUAAGAAUUGGCAGGCCAAACGAAGCAGCGAUUCCAUCAGAAAGCAGCAUCAUCUGGGGGAAGCCAACAGAUUAUCCGACAGACUUCGCAAAUUUGACCAAUCAGUUUCUCUAUAACUCGACCACUUACACAGUCGGAGCAAACGGGUCCUUCAAUGUUCAUUUUAUUGCACACCACAAUGACGGCUGCCGGAUAAACCGAGCGACAAUUUCCAUCGAUGACAUUGUAACCAAGCAAGCGAAAGAAAAGGCGUGCCCAACCACCCCGCCGCCUACAACACCCUGGACCACAACACCGUCCCCAAAAUUAUGUGCCGACCUAAUGUGCGCGUCCUGGAUUGCGUUGCCACAAUCGGAGAGUUCAAAAUUGGUAUGUAGUUUUGGUCCGUACCAGGGAGUUUGGUAUUGCCGAAACUGGGAUCCAAAGUUCACUUGGCUUCGUCACCGCUUUGAUGUGGCCCAACGAGCGUCCAAAAAUAUGCAAGCAGUGUCCCAGUGCUCGGUGGGGACUUCUUCUGCCCGUGUUGUGGGGAAAGCUGUGUUGCGCACUCCAGUUGUUACCGUCGCUGCAUGUGUGCAUUAUAACCUCACAUUCAUUAUACAGUUCUCACACGCGCCGGUCAUUAGCGACAACGAAUUAGAGAGCUAUUUUUUGGAUGUCCGUAUCGGGAACGGCAGUGAAUCUCGAAUUCCGGAUCGCGUAAUCUGGGGCAGCACAGCGGAUUACGCAAAAGACAAUAUUAACAUGGGAAAUUACACCUACACUGUUACGACCGCGUUUGCCAUUGCGGAGAACGAUAGUUUCACUAUCAACUUUGUCGCACAUCACAGCAACCAGUGUACGACCAGAGGUCAAUCUAUUGCAAUCGACGAUAUCGUAACGCGGAAAGGUGCUGAGACGGACAUUUGCGAGACUACAACCACGGCUGGACCGAGAGACACGACGUCCGUUGAUGGGUCGGGUAAAAGGGACGACAACAGUGAAAGCGACAGGAGAUUUGAUAACGGGUCCGGAGGGCGUUGAAGCGACCGAAAGUGCUAAAAUAUCUCUGCAAAAGGAAACCACGGUUUUAGAUAAGGAAGAAACUUAAAGACCAUCGUUGUUAGCCCUCCUCGGCUGUUAGACUGCUAGUACCUGUUAGUACCUCAGCGUUCUGCUUGUGUUUAUGGUUAUACGUGUGACGACUCAUAUAUUAUCCGGAACAGCAGGUACCGGCAUUGUGCGUACUCGUAGUGACUGCGUCCGACGAGUAUCAUAGCUAUUACCUGCUAGGUUGUUUGCCGCUUAGUAAAGAUUGUACGAGUAAUUAAGACUGAUCAUCGUCAUAAUGUCGUUCAUAUUGGGUACACAUUGACA